AUGGUUCAUCCUACCAUGAUGCAUCACCCAAUGGACGGCUACUACUACGCCCAGCCCCCUUUUGACAUGGUCGACUACUAUCACCAGCCGAUGAUGGAUUACGAAGAAUAUGCCGAAAACCUCUCACGACCGAGGUUGACCAAGGAACAAGUUGAGACCUUGGAGGCCCAGUUUCAGGCGCACCCCAAGCCCAGCAGCAACGUCAAGCGUCAAUUGGCUCAACAAACGCACCUUAGUCUCCCUCGAGUUGCAAACUGGUUCCAGAACCGACGGGCCAAGGCGAAGCAACAGAAACGACAGGAGGAAUAUGAGCGCAUGCAAAAGGCAAAAGCGGAGGCAGAGGAGGCUGCUAAGAGAAAGUCUGAGUCUUCAGUGCCUGAGUCUUCAGAUUCUCAACGUUCAGCGGAGGCCAAAGACGAGAAGAAGCAAGAUGACAGCAAAGCCCCUACCCCUAAACCGUCAAAGCCAGCAUCUGACGACCAAAAACAAUCCGAAGCUCCUGCUGAGUCGAAUCACCAGCAGACCCGCAGUGAAUCUAAUCGCGUAGCUAGCCUUGCGUCUCUGCAGAGGGCCAUGGACGCCGCCGCUCAGUACCAAGGUGGUCAGGGCACGACAAGCAUGGGCGGGUCCGGAUCAGUGUCCCCAACCACAUCGCUGCCGAAUGACGCAGACUCGGCCGUUUGGAGUUCAGUAAACUCAACAAACGGAGAGCUCUCUGUUCCCGGGUUAGAGAACUCGCAGUCUUUCUCUGAUUACCGUUCAGCUAGCGACGCGGGUGCUUCGUACAACUCAAUGCAAUUUGCCCUGCAAGCAGAUGCGGCUAACGCGCGUCGGGGUUCGUCUGAUGUGCUUGCCGACUCGUUCGAUGGUAUCGGCAUCAGCGCCUCGCCUAGCCUCUCGCAGCUUGGAAACCGGACAGACCGCCCGGCCUGGAAAGAAACCGGCAAGGAGCUUGAUCUCGCUGCCCGCCGAAACCGACCGAGGCCUGCCGCGAGUUGGCACGUCGAGGUCCACUUCAAUGCUCUCUACUUCGAUCAUGUCGCCAACGACACGGGGCCAGAACUACGGCACUGUGAAGCAAUCCAAAUCUGCCCAGAACCUCGGUUCGCGCUACGCCGGGCUCCGCCCACUCCAUUGACCCCCGAGGAUCUGCAUCACCUGCUUCCCACCACCCCUUCCACCGAUGGCUACUGCCUGUCCGCGCAGCCAACCGCCCACCUCUUCCCCACGACGCAACCAAUGCAGAUCAACAUCGCCUCGCCUCCCGCUACACCUCUAGGGAUGGAUAUAAUGUCCUCAUACCCAUAUCACAGCGUCGCGCCGCCCAUGUCCGCCCCGGCCAACUUCACAUCCUUUCCAGACUACAGCUGUGACGGCAGUUUCCAGGGAAGAAACUGGGAAGCCACUUCGAUGCCAUCUCCGGAAGUCCCCUUCCAGAGCCAAUGCCACCAAAUGAAUUUCUCAUCGAUCCCGUACGAUCACGCCCUAGACCAAAGCCAGUCUGAGAACGGGCCCUCUCAGUCUCCAUUUGGCGACGCAGAUAUACAAGCGCCUGGUGAUGCCAGCAAGGCCACCGAAUUUCAUCUGUAUGAGUUCCCAGACCAAGAAGAAGCGCACCGGUUCGUGGCCCAGCAGCUACCCAACCAGAAGCCCAAAGCGUACACUUUCGCCGACAACCGGACCCCCACCAAUUUCGGCUAA
This is a messenger RNA of Aspergillus nidulans FGSC A4, 1701 nucleotides long. Its product is annotated as homeobox domain-containing protein. Gene Ontology annotation, cellular component: nucleus. The transcript is spliced from 3 exons. Lineage: Eukaryota; Fungi; Ascomycota; Eurotiomycetes; Eurotiales; Aspergillaceae. The record is from RefSeq and is a predicted model, not a curated record. Gene Ontology annotation, biological process: regulation of DNA-templated transcription. Gene Ontology annotation, molecular function: DNA binding; DNA-binding transcription factor activity, RNA polymerase II-specific. Bases 1 to 1701 code for a protein of 566 amino acids.